AUAUACUUUUACGUUGACAUCUUAUACAUAAUUAUACACACAUUUAAAUAUCAAUUCAUAUAGGCAAAUAACCUUCCCUCUUUACUAGGUUCCUCUUUUUUCCCCUAUUUAUUUGUGUCACCUUGACAUAAUAACCCUUUUUAUAAAUCCAAAAAAAACUUAUUGCUUCAUCAAGGUAACUGUUGGAGUUUUAUUUGUUUACAGUGGGUAAAUUAUAUAUUAGUUGUAUAUAUUUAUUUAUUUUUUAAAAAAUAAUUACUUAUUUGACAAAGCGUGGUGUUAAACAGUGCAACAUCCACAUUAUAUCUCUAUAUAAGUACAUGCAUGUGUGAAGAAAAUAUUGAGCAAUAAGGUGAAGAAAAAGCAUAUAUAUAUAUAUUAGCAUUAUUAUUCAAAAUGACAACAUCUUUCCCUAUGAAUGCUGGUGAUGGUCCUUAUAGCUACUUCAAAAACUCCCAUUUGCAGUGUUGAUGAGGGAGCUUACACAUCAACUUAUCGGGAAGAGCUUAAGUAUUAUCUUCGGUCGCAGCCAGAGGAUCGCAGACGACGGAUCAACGCAUUGGAUUGGUGGAGGAAUAAUGAAUUACAAUAUCCUGUGCUUUCAAGAUUAGCUAGAGAUAUCUUGAAUGUUCCAAUGUCAACCGUUGCAUCAGAGAGCGCCUUUAGUCAGGGACGACAACCGACACUCAUUGGGAAGCAAUGCAAUGAAUGUUUUAGUUUGCCUCAGAGAUUGGAUUAGAGCAGAAAAAAGAAAUCAAGGAAUAGAACCGGAGCCGAAGGAUGAGCAGAAACUUGAAGAAAUUAUGACUUCGCGGCAGAACUCAGCAGAGUCAAGUCAAAUGCAUGGGUUUGCCCCUAUUGACUUUGACUAUCCUAUGCAAGUUCAUGUUAAUAUUAACAUGGAUGAGUUGGAAAAAAUGAUGCAUAAUUUGUAGAUUUUUUAUUCAUGUAAAUUAUAAAUUUUGGAUCAUUUUGCAAUCAAUAAAAUUCAACAUUCAUUAAUUAA
Messenger RNA from Capsicum annuum, 1006 nucleotides. RefSeq names its product zinc finger BED domain-containing protein RICESLEEPER 4-like. The transcript is spliced from 2 exons. Lineage: Eukaryota; Viridiplantae; Streptophyta; Magnoliopsida; Solanales; Solanaceae. Bases 419 to 739 code for a protein of 106 amino acids. The record is from RefSeq and is a predicted model, not a curated record. Gene Ontology annotation, molecular function: protein dimerization activity.